AUGAUUUUGCUCAAAAAUCGAUAUCGCUUCCUGGUCCUUGUGCUCGGAUUCUUAUGCUUAUCAUCAGUUUGCUCCAACUAUAUUUUAAUCAAUUUCACAUUCAUUUGUAUGAAAGACGAUUUCUCGGACACUUAUCAAUAUAAUGGGACAACUCGAAGUAUUUAUGAUUAUACCACCGAUGAGAAGAAGCUGAUUAUGUGGGCCGUAGCAGCCGGGACCAUUAUAGGAACAGUUCCAAUGAAUCUACUGUAUAUUCAAUUUGGUGCCAAGUCAACCUUCUUGGCCGCUGGAAUAACAUCAGCAAUCUCGACAGCCCUUAUCCCAAUGGCUGCGAAAGCGGGAAUUAUAGUUCUACUCAUUAUUCGAUUCAUACAGGGUCUCGCCUAUUCGGCCGAUUUCGCCGCCAUCGGCAUUAUUACAGUUCGCUGGGCGCCGCUCUCCGAAACCGCGCUGUUUCUUGCGCUUCUCACCUGUUUCACCGGCAUCUCGUCAACGAUUACAAAUUCGGCGACGGGAAUUAUAUGCGAGAGCACUCUUGGAUGGCGACACUCGUUCUACUAUCAUUCGGCAGCCUGCUUCAUACUAUUCGCACUUUGGACCUACUUGUACGCAGAUGAUCCGAAAAAUUCAAAUGGGGUUUCGGCACGAGAGCUCGACAAAAUUCUCAAGAACAAAACGGAUUUUGCCAAGAACGAUGAAGUCCCUUACAAGGCAAUAUUCAUGAGUCCCGUCAUUUGGUGCGUAUGGUUGAACGCAUUCUUUGAAGUUUGCACCGUGAUGCUAUUCAGCGCGUUUCUGCCAAUCUAUUUCCAUCAAGUCUUGGAAUAUGGGAUUGCUGAAACCGGAUUUUUGGUCGGAAUUUUGCUAGGAAUCAAUAUCCCGUUCAGGAUUGCUGCUGCGUUUUUAAGCGAUAAGCUUAAAAUUUGCUCCGAAAAACUAAAAAUCCAAAUUUUCAACACGAUUUCGGUGGGGUUCGCCGGACUGCUUCUGAUAACUGUUGGAUUCUUCCCAAAGGACCAAAGAACGACAUGUGUGAUUAUUUUGAACAUCUGCAUGAUUUGCAUUGCAUUGAAUUGCGGAGGAUUCUAUAAAGCCGCUGCCCUUCAUGCAAGACAAUUCGCUCAUGUUGUCAUUUCGGCGAUUCAAUUCACCAAAUGUUUUUCCUUAUUUGUCACACCGGCCGUUGUCGCAUUUUUUGUCGUCGAUGAUUCGAAUCGAUCCCAAUGGAUUCCGGUAUUCAUUGUUUUCGGCGCACCCAUGAUAAUUGUCAGCAUUGUCUCAUUGUUCUUCCUCACCGACGCGCCGGCGAAAUGGACUGAAACCACCGAAUCGGGAGGCAAAAUCAUUUCAUCUGGCCAGCAAAUCUUCGAAAUGUCGUUGUUCACUAAUCGAUACAGAUAUCUUAUAUUAAUUAUUGGAUUUUUAUGCUUAUCAUCAGUUUGCUCCAACUAUAUUUUAAUCAAUUUCACAUUCAUUUGUAUGAAAGACGAUUUCUCGGACACUUAUCAAUAUAAUGGGACAACUCGAAGUAUUUAUGAUUAUACCACCGAUGAGAAGAAGCUGAUAAUGUGGGCCGUAGCAGCCGGGACCAUUAUAGGAACAGUUCCCGUUAAUAUGUUUUAUAUCAAAUAUGGAGCAAGGUACCCAUUUUUAUUGGCAGGGAUCAUCUCAGCAGCUUCAACGUUUUGCAUACCAUAUGCCGCCCGAACUAAUUGGAUAGUUCUUCUAUUUUUACGCUUCAUGCAGGGCAUCGCUUACUCGGCCGAUUUCGCCGCCAUCGGCUUGAUGACAGUUCGCUGGGCGCCGCUCUCCGAAACCGCUCUGUUCAUCGCACUUCUCACGUGCUUCACCGGAAUUUCGUCGACGAUCACAAAUUCGGUGACGGGAAUUGUUUGCGAGAGCUCACUCGGAUGGCGCUACUCAUUUUAUGGCCACUCGCUCGCCUCGAUCAUUGUGUUUGCACUGUGGACUCAUUUCUAUAUCGAUGAUCCGAAGGAUGCGAGAAAUGUCACGAAGAAAGAGUUGAGUAAAAUCCACAAAAAUAAGUCUGACGCGCAUUUGGACUCGAAGGCUGAUAUACCCUACAAGGAAAUUUUCACAAGUCCGGUUAUCCUAUGCGUUUGGAUGAAUGCGUUUUUCGAAAUGACUGCUCUCAUCCUUUUCGCAACAUACUUGCCGAUUUAUUUCAACGAAGUGCUUGGAUUUGGUGUAACCGAGACUGGAUUUUACGUCGGCUUAUUGUUGGGAAUCAAUAUUCCUUUAAGGCUUGUAGCGGCACUAUUAAGCGAUAAAUUAAAAAUGUUCACCGAAAAGGCGAAAAUUUUGUUUUUCAAUACAAUAUCGGUUGGAGUUUCGGGCUUGAUUCUUAUUAGUAUCGGAUUUUUCCCAAAGGAAAACCGAAUGGCUUGCUUAUUCACACUAUUCAUUUGUUUCCAUUGUAUGGCAGUGAAUUGUGGAGGAUUCUAUAAAUCGGGUACAUUGCAUGCAAGACAAUUUGCACAUGUCGUAAUCGCGGCAAUUCAAUUCACCAAAUGUCUUGCUCUAUUCGCGGGACCCGGCCUCGUCGCACUAUUCGUCUCAAACGAUUCGCAUCGCGAGCAAUGGAUUCCCGUAUUUGCGUCGCUUGGAGCUGCUUUGGUUUUGUCAUGCGUCCUAUCAUUAUUCGUUUUCACCGAUGAGCCGGCUUCAUGGACAGAGCCGAAAGUCUAUGAUAAAGUAUCUGCCGAUGAAACUGAAUGCUAA
This is a messenger RNA of Caenorhabditis bovis, 2742 nucleotides long. The record is from the annotation of a GenBank genome assembly. NCBI's taxonomy places the organism in Eukaryota, Metazoa, Nematoda, Chromadorea, Rhabditida, Rhabditidae.